Molecule: messenger RNA, 426 nt
Organism: Cylicostephanus goldi
Lineage: Eukaryota; Metazoa; Nematoda; Chromadorea; Rhabditida; Strongylidae
Source: the annotation of a GenBank genome assembly
GUAUUCGAUGAUUUAGAUGAAGCUGAGCCUUCGAAUGAGAACAACUUCAUCGAACCGGAUCUUCCUGCUGACAAGAUCCGCCACGAACCAUAUUCGUUACCUGAAUCGUUUGUAUGGAGUGAUGUGGACCUGAAUGAUGAAAAACAGCUGCAGGAACUGUAUACCCUCUUAACUGAAAAUUAUGUGGAAGAUGACGACAACAUGUUCCGUUUUGAUUAUUCUGCUGCUUUUUUGAAAUGGGCAGUACAGAUGCCGGGAUGGUUGCCUCAGUGGCAUUGCGGUGUUCGAGCUAAACAAAGUGGGCGUCUUCUUGCUUUCAUUGCUGCUGUUCCACAGACUAUCCGCGUUUAUGAUAAGGAGCGACCAAUGGUGGAAAUCAACUUUUUAUGUGUCCAUAAGAAGCUUAGGUGUGGCCAUUUUCUAUGA